Molecule: messenger RNA, 1781 nt
Organism: Entelurus aequoreus (snake pipefish)
Lineage: Eukaryota; Metazoa; Chordata; Actinopteri; Syngnathiformes; Syngnathidae
Gene: tcea3
Product: transcription elongation factor A (SII), 3
Exons: 16
Coding region: 15-1460 (481 amino acids)
Biological process (GO): transcription elongation by RNA polymerase II; DNA-templated transcription
Cellular component (GO): nucleus
Molecular function (GO): zinc ion binding; nucleic acid binding
Source: RefSeq, a predicted model, not a curated record
CUCCGUGGCGCUAAAUGGAGCGCACCGUGCGUAAAGUCCGACACUCUUGCAGCUUUGGGGGGGUUUUGCGAUUUCAGAGUGAUUUAAAUGCAGCCAUGACGCGGGAAGAAGACCUGAUCCGGAUUGCCAAGAAGCUGGACAAGAUGGUGUCUAGAAAUAACACGGAAGGUGCUAUGGACCUGCUGAAGGAGCUCAAAGAUUUCAAUAUGACACUUAAACUCCUACAGGAGACAAGAAUCGGCAUGUCUGUGAACAGCAUCAGGAAGCACUGCACGGACGAGGAGGUCAUUGCUUUGGCAAAAGUCCUGAUUAAGGAAUGGAAAAGACUGUUAGACGCUGGCCGUCCUCACACUGACAAAGCAGCGGAAGUGAAGAACGGUUUGGCCUCCGGCAAAGCGGCCGCGUCUCCAAGCAGCUCACCCAGAAAAGAGCCUCCAGACCCCAAUGCUCCUCUGCCUCCUCUCCCUCUUCAUCUCCACCCACCUCCGCCCCUUCCAAAGCGGCCCUUGCAGCUGGACGGGAAAAAGGGGAGGAAGAACUCCUUAGAUUCUAAAUUACCCUCGCAGAAGACGUCAGACCCUGCAGUGAGGAAAGACAGGAAAGAUAGCCUGGAUAGCAAAAUGGCUAAAAAGCAGUUGGUGGAAGCCAAGAAAGAAAGGAAGAACUCCUGUGACUCCAAAUUGGUCCAACCAGUGAAACAUCCGACUGAUGUUAAACCUGACAGGCAGGAAUCGGAUUCGAAGCAGAGCAGCUCCCCUCCUGCAAAGAAGCUAACAGCUGAAAGGAGAGAGUCUCAUGGCUCAAAGGCCCCUCAGCCUGCACUGCCGCAGAGGAAGCCUUCUACUGACCACAGUGAAAGAAAAGGCAAAUGUGAACCCCCUAAAACUCCAACAACGCCCACCAGCCCCAUGUCGCCUGGCUUUACCUCAACUGGCGGCCCGUUGCCCCCCCACUUGGCUACUGGAGACUCCAUACGAGACAAGUGCAUCGACAUGCUGGCUGCUGCCCUGCGCACUGACGAUGACUUCAAAGAUUUUGGAACUAACUGUGACAGCAUGGCAGCAGAAAUUGAAGAUCAUAUCUAUCAAGAAAUAAAAGCCACAGACAUGAAAUAUAAGAACAGAGUGAGGAGUCGCAUCAGCAACUUAAAGGACCCAAAGAACCCUGGUCUCCGCAGGAACGUUCUGGCAGGAAGCAUUGACCUUAACCGCAUUGCCAGUAUGACUUCUGAGGAAAUGGCCAGCGAUGAGCUGAAACAACUGAGGAAUGUCCUCACCCAGGAGGCCAUCAGGGAGCACCAGAUGGCCAAAACCGGUGGCACCUCCACCGACCUGCUGCAGUGCGGCAAGUGCAAGAAGAGGAACUGCACCUACAAUCAGGUGCAGACACGCAGCGCUGACGAGCCCAUGACCACAUUUGUCCUCUGUAACGAGUGUGGAAACCGCUGGAAGUUCUGCUGACGUCUUCCAGGUGAAACCAUUUGUCGGCAAAAAAGUCUACAGAAAUUGCAGCUGGUGAUUUAUAAAUGGUUGAAUUGUUACAAUUUUCAGUUAAAAUAGUUGUUUUUUAUGCAUGCUAAUAAUUGGUCCAAUGAAAUUGAAGGCUGAGCAUCAAUAUGAAGAGUUGUUAAGUGUUAGCCACCAGUGCUAAAACUAUAAAAAUUUAUAAAAAAAUCUAUAACAUUUUUUUAAAAAUCCUAAAUGUUCUAUUUUCUACACCAACAAAUGAAAAAACUUCCUUGGUGGAAUAAAAAUAUUCAUAAAAAAUACAGUUAAGCACAA